Messenger RNA from Apis mellifera (honey bee), 1093 nucleotides. It is a transcript of the gene ND-24, whose product is annotated as NADH dehydrogenase [ubiquinone] flavoprotein 2, mitochondrial. Gene Ontology annotation, molecular function: NADH dehydrogenase activity. The transcript is spliced from 4 exons. The record is from RefSeq and is a predicted model, not a curated record. Lineage: Eukaryota; Metazoa; Arthropoda; Insecta; Hymenoptera; Apidae. Bases 132 to 863 code for a protein of 243 amino acids. Gene Ontology annotation, biological process: mitochondrial electron transport, NADH to ubiquinone.
GAACAUAGAUGGCAUCUUGCACAGAGAAGUACUAUUUAUGUCAAAUUGCAAUUUAAAUAUUAAUUUCAUCAAAAUAUAAAAAAAUAACGAAACAAAAAUCUAUUAACAAAAAAAUAUACGAAUCUAUAAUCAUGUUUCCAUCUUUGUAUACAAUUCGUACUUUUUUUAAUUACAAAAAUGUUAGAAGAUUACAAACUUCAAUCAUUCGUACUUCAGAUCAAUUAUUUGUUCAUAGAGAUAGUGAAGUUGAUAAUCCAAGUAUACCAUUUGAAUUCAAUGAAGCAAAUAAAAAACGUAUUGAAGCUCUUUUGAAAAUUUAUCCUGAAGGUCAUAAACGUGGUGCAAUGAUACCUCUAUUAGAUUUGGCUCAACGACAAUAUGGGUGGUUACCCAUUUCUGCUAUGCACAAAGUAGCAGAAAUAUUAAAUAUACCUCGUAUGAGAGUUUAUGAAGUUGCAACAUUUUAUACAAUGUUUAACAGAAGACCAAUGGGAAAAUAUCAUGUACAAAUUUGUACUUGUACUCCAUGUUGGUUACGAGAUUCCGAUUCUAUUGUAGAAGCUGUAACUAAGGUUACAAAUUGUAAAGUCGGAGAAAUGUCUGCAGAUAAACUUUUCACAGUUUCUGAAGUAGAAUGUCUUGGUGCUUGUGCUAAUGCACCAAUGUUUCAAGUUAAUGAUGAUUAUUAUGAAGAUUUAACUCCUGAAAGUGCUAUUUCUAUAAUAAAUGCAUUUAAAAAAGGAGAAAGACCACCACCAGGACCACAAAAUUCUCCUAGAUUUGCAGCAGAUCCAGCAGGAGGUUUAACAUCAUUAACAUCUCCACCACCAGGACCGGGAUUUGGAGUUAGAUCAGAUUUAUAAUUGUAUAAUUUGCUUAAAUAGUUAAGAAAUUUAGUAUUGAUUAAAUGUUUAAAUAGAUAAUAGAUUUAAUAUUAAAAAGAAAAACUCAAUUAUAUUUUAAAAUUUGUUUCAAUUCAAUCAAAUCUUUUUAUUUUAUAACAUUCAAAAAAUAAUCAUUUUUAAUUUACUUAUUGUCUAUUUCUGUAUUUAUUAAAAAUACGUUAAAAUAAGAUGGUUCUAUCUCAUUACUA